Molecule: messenger RNA, 2511 nt
Organism: Phycomyces blakesleeanus NRRL 1555(-)
Lineage: Eukaryota; Fungi; Mucoromycota; Mucoromycetes; Mucorales; Phycomycetaceae
Exons: 10
Coding region: 1-2511 (836 amino acids)
Biological process (GO): maturation of SSU-rRNA
Cellular component (GO): nucleolus
Molecular function (GO): protein binding; RNA binding
Source: RefSeq, a predicted model, not a curated record
AUGCCCGGGUUUGCCCUUGAAGAACCCUUUCCCCUUGCUCGAUUCCAGAACUCGAUCGGAUCUGCUCAUUUGAGCAAGCAUUUCGUCGUCGGCCUUACCAAACUUGAAACAGCCGCGAUCCCAAGUGCUGAAAGUGAAGCUGAUAAUUUAGUUGAAUCCGAUCACAUUGCCAUUACUGUUCAAGGAGAGGGUGUUAAGCUUUACAGCACUAGCGACCAAAAGUGCUUAAAGUCAUGGACUACACCUCCUGGUAUUGUGUUUGCUGAACCUGCCACUCAUCGUGCAGGCGGCCGCGAUGCUGAUUCACUUGAUUACACAUAUGCCCUGGUCGCAGCUGGCCCUGACGUUACCAAGGAUGAAGAGAACAAAAUUGUGUGGAUGUGGAAAGAUACUCAUGGCGGAGAGGAUGGUGAUUCCUCCAAGAUCUCCAAAAAGUUUGAAACACGCAUUCAGUCUAUUCACAUCUCGCCUACUAUGACUUCUAAUGUUAUCCUCGUAAAUGAAAACGGCUCAAUCAACAUUUAUAGCAAGGAUUUGGAUCGUUUGACAGCAACCCACAAAGAAUCUAGCGAAGCUCGCGUUGUGUGGUCGAAUGUCUUCGUUACUUCAAGUGCUCAUGUCCGACCUUGCUGUAUUCCUAAUACCAUGGUACCUGCUCUCUCAACUGUUGUAAUGACCGUCAGCAAUAUAGAGGGGUCUGAUAUCUACACUGUACGCACAUAUUACAUGAACGAAGAGCGCCGAAGUGUGGAUUUGCUUGCAAAGAUUGAUAUGAAGCAUGCUGAGACACCUGUAGGCUUUACUUUUGAUUCUGUUGACGGAAGAAUGACAACCUUGGGAUCUGCUGGUACUUGGGCUGUGUGGCGCAUGUACAUGAAACAUGGUUCUGCAAACAAGAUUGCUGUACAUUUGACAAAGCAUUUAUCGGUCCAACUACAGGGCUAUCGCUUCUAUGACGAGACUCUUGGUGCAGUUUCUGCUGUUACCCCCCUCUCGGACAGCUAUGUAGCUAUGGUUGCAUCACGAAUUAAAAAGAAUGCUGAACCUGAGCACGUUGUUAGUGUUUGGGACGUAAAGUAUGGUACACUGCAAGCUGAACAAGUACUGAAAGUCACCGAGAAGAGUAUUUCUUCCAAGGAUAAGUGUGUUUACAAUAUCUCUGUGCUUUCCAACUCCCAUCUUGCAAUCACUAUAUCCACUGUUGAUAUUAAGACUUCUAAGAGCGGAAAGAGCCAAAAAUCUGUCACCAAUGCCAAAUCUGUGGUUAUGAUUUGCCCUUAUUACUGCGAGCCUAUGUCACUUAUGGCUGCCAUGGGAAAGAUGCGAUCUACUGUUGAGUUUCUCGGUGCCCAGCAGGAUACUGCUGGUCUGAUGAGAAGUGGCAUGGACGCUGUUGGCCAAUCAGUUUUCCCCAAUCGUCAAAAAGGAGAUGCAGAAUUUUACCGCAAAUGGGUGACAAAGCAAGAAAGUGUUCAGGCAGAAGAAGAUUUGGCAAUGAAGAGCAUUUUUGGAGAAGACUUGAACCAAGAUGAAUUUACAAAGGCCUUUAUGGCAUAUGUCUUCCCUGACCAAAUGGAGGAAGAUACUUUGAUUGAUACUAAGACCAUAUUAGCACAAACUAAGGCUUACAGAAAGAUUAUGGCACCUUACCUGGCUCGCGAUACUCGACCAAAAUCGGAAUCUCGUGAACUCUCCCAUCGUCUCGUCUCAAGUGUAGUCAACAAAUGUUUCUCUAAAGACGAGGAAUUCUGGCCUAUCAAAGUGAUUUUAUUCCUCUUAGCAAAGCGUCGUAUUCGUAGUCACCUUGUCAAGGGAGGAUUAAUCUCUGCUCUUAUUGAACGUAAAAAAUGGGCAUUAAUCCCUAUUGUAUUGGAACAAGUCAAGGAUAUCCCUGAAACUGACUUGGUCGUCUUGAUCAAGGCUUUGAUUAAGAACACUGAAGAAGAGCCAGCGAUCUGGAAACCCUUGUUUUCCAGAUACGUAAAGAUGAUUAUUGACUCGCCCCGUAACGACAUCUUUAUGCAGCAGGCACUUAAGCAACUCACACCUACUGAACUUCCUUUCAUACUUGAUCUCCUACUCAUUUGGCUGGAAAAAGAUUCUCAACCUUUAACAGAACAACAAGAAGCUAUCUAUGCUAGAAAUCCUGUCUCACUCGCAGUUGAAACACCUUUGCAUAACAAUACGCUUGAGAUUACCAGUGCAAUCUUAGACACUCAUUUCCCCACUGUCAUUCUCGAGACAUCAUUGUAUGAAACCGUUCAAAAACUCGCAGCUAUUGUAAAAGUAGAAGUUGAUCUUGCUGAUCAACUCGAACAGCUGCGCGGUGUACUGGGGCCAUUUACACGCAAACACAAACACAAGGCUGCACGUCGGGCUGAAAAGAAGGAUGAGAUUGAGGAUGAAUCUAUGGAUGAUGCUCUUGCUAGAAGCCGAAAGGCACAUAAGGGCGGAAGAUUUGGUGGAGAACAAGGAAUACCUGUUUAUAGAGUGGAAAGCUUCCGUUUUUAA